CAACAAUAUGGUACACACACCCAAUAAGAAUUAGGAAAUAAGAACAUUUCCAAUUUGUAGCAGAAUUCUCCACUUAAACCUCAAACAGAUUACAAUAUAUCAGCAACACACAAAAUUUGCAGAUAAAAUCAGAGCAUAAGAAACAAAUAUCUGCAUUACAACCAAUCAUCAACAUUAACUUAUACAUAAUUGAUAAUUCCCCUCAAGUUUCCUGUAACCUGUUCCUGUAAUACUACUACCAGAGAAAAAUGGCAUCAACUAUGUUCAGUAGCUCUUCUUGUAUCGCCUCAAAUACUUAUCGGCGAAAACAUGGUCUUAAUUGUAACCUACAAAUUCGGAACGACUUUGUUCUAGAAGAGACAUCUUCCAAUGACAGAGAUGAUCAUGAGAAGCUUGUUUCUGGAUUAUUGAAGAGAAGAUCACUAGUUCUGCAAUCUGGGUUUGUUCCUCUGGUUACCUCUGUAACAGCUUUUGGAUUUCCAGCACCGGGUUUGGCUGUAAUUAAGCAAGGGCCUCUAGCAGGAAGAGUACCUGGAUUAUCUGAGCCGGAUGAACAAGGUUGGAGAACAUACCAGAGGCCAGAUGACAAGUCUGGAGGCCAUGGGGUUGGGUGGAGUCCCAUUAUUCCUUACCUUUUCAAAGUCUCUGGAGACUGGGACGAGGUUCCUGUAUCUAUUGCAGACCUAGGCGGCACAGAAAUUGAUCUCAGAUUUGCAAACCCCAAACAAGGCCGUUUAUUUGUCAUAGUUGCUCCUGUCCGUAGAUUUUCAGAUGUACUUGGGGACAAUACCACAAUCCAAGAAAUUGGAACACCUGAGAAGGUGAUUAGUGCCUUUGGACCAGAAGUAACAGGAGAAAAUGUAGAAGGGAAAGUUUUAAGCAUGGAAGUAGCAGAGCAUUCAGGAAGAAGAUAUUACCAGUAUGAAUUGGAGCCACCUCAUGUUUUUAUCACAGCUACUGCAGCUGGAAAUCGGCUUUAUCUAUUCUGUGUUACUGGAAGUGGUCUUCAAUGGAAGAGAAAUUACCAGGAUCUGAAACGAAUAGCUCAAUCUUUCCGUAUUGUUUGAGUUGGCUAGUUCAAAGGAGUCCAACAAAUGCCACAAUGGAGGAUCAUUUCCUUCUUCAUCAUGCAGUUUAGUAGAGGACUAAACAUAUUGUAAAGUAGACAUAAAAAGUUCAAGUCACAAAUUUAGACCUUCUCGAGUGCAGAAUGUUUAUCAGGUCUGACUGCUAGCUUCAUCAGACAAGGUGAACAAUGAUCAACUACUCAUUUUGCAACAGUCUGUAUUUAUCUAUAAAGAGCUUCAGUGGAAAUAUCAUUUAUAGACAGAUCACAGAUAA
Molecule: messenger RNA, 1341 nt
Organism: Spinacia oleracea (spinach)
Lineage: Eukaryota; Viridiplantae; Streptophyta; Magnoliopsida; Caryophyllales; Amaranthaceae
Product: psbP domain-containing protein 4, chloroplastic
Exons: 5
Coding region: 249-1067 (272 amino acids)
Biological process (GO): photosynthesis
Cellular component (GO): extrinsic component of membrane; photosystem II oxygen evolving complex; photosystem II
Molecular function (GO): calcium ion binding
Source: RefSeq, a predicted model, not a curated record